UAUAUAUAUACGCAUUUUAACCGCUUUAUUUAAAACACAUUAACUACACAAUAAUCCAAUUAUUGAAAACGUGUAGAGUUUCAUAAUCUGUACCAGAUAUUUCAAAUUGAUUAAUUGGCACACAAUAUAAGUCAUAGACUAAUAAAUAUAAAUUCUAUAAUAAUAAAAUUAAGCUUUCAAGAAUGGAAACACUGAUAAAUCCACUAGAAGCUGUACAACUUAUACCAAUCUUCAAUUGCAUAAACAUACUUAGUGAUUUUUUAUACAUUGAACAUUACCUUCAAGAAAUCGAUCAAAAUAAACAAAUACCAAUUGUUAAUGCACUUUAUCAAUAUUUGCAAGAUUAUCAAAAUAAUAAACUCAAGAAAGAUGAAUUAAUAAGAAACUUGCUAAAUGAAAAUGAUCUGUAUGGAGCAAAAGAAGACGAAGAGUUUGAUGUGACUUUUGUUAAUGUAAUGUUCGAAUACAUUAUUAGUUCUCUUGUAUUUGACAAAUAUGGUAAUAUUUAUGGUUUUUUGGGAGAAAUUUUUUGUGAAGCAGAAAAUUUACAGUUUCCAGAAGUAUUAAAUAUAAUAAAGCUGCAUCUUCAAAAUGCAUCUUUUGACAAUGAAUAUGGCAGUAGUUCGACACUCAGUGAUUUAUCAAUGGCAAGAAUAUACAAUGACAUAAUAUUACCUCUUUUUCCUGUACCAAAAGAUGAUAUUAGUUUAUUGUCUCUUGAUUACAUUUAUGCACAAGCUGGUUCAAUGUUUCUUCGAGCAGGUAGAAUAAAUUCUAACAAUUACAUAAAUUUAGGAAGCAAUUCUGCUUCUCUAACUAACGAUAAUUUAUUUAACGAAUACUUAAUAAUCGGACAUGUAAUUGAAAGUUUUCUGCUAACUGAUAACAAAAAUUUUAACAUCUCAAAAGCUUUUGCUCUUCCAGCUCUUACGUAUUAUAUUUUUAAUUAUAAAUAUUUAUUUACCUAUGAGAAUAUGGCAAAUUUAAUAUCCGAUUCAAUUUUCUGGCAGGCUGCUUAUGAACAUUUAUUUAAAUAUACAACUAAUGCUUUCAAUGAAAUUGAAAUUAAAUUAAAAAAUGACUACACAUUACAAAUGCAUAUGGCACUUUCUAGUUUUCAAAAUAGUGCUACAUUAGCAAAAAAAAAUUUGAAAAAAUAUUGCCCACAUUUAGAUGCAGAAGAGAUGAAUUUUAGACUUCCUCUUUAUAUAAAUUAUCCUAAAUCCUUCGAAUGUAUUAUUGGUGAGAAGCUACCUAAUCUACAAGAAUAUGCUGAGAAUAAAAUUAAUAAUAUUCUUGAAUUAUAUGAAAAAUAUAAUUUACAAUUAGUUCAAGAGGCCUUUUCGAAAUCUCUAAUACAUCAAAUUGAAAAUAGUAAAGUUAUUAUAAAAUUACUACUUCUUAACAAUACAGUUGAAAAUAAUGAUUUUGAUAAAUCAGAAUUAAUAUCGUUUGAUAUUUUGGAAUUUUUUUUUCCUAAUAACAUAAGUUUUAAUUAUUAUAUUUUAAAAUAUGAAGAUUACAGCGCGAUGUUAAUCAAUUACAUUGAUAAUGAUCAUUUUUUCACAAAAGAUAUUAGAUUACAAAUUGAAAAGUUAUUCAAUAUGGCGAUACCUAAAAUUUUAAAAAGAGUUGACGAAAACAUUACCGAAUUUUUUGACAACUAUGUAUGGGAUAAAAAAUCCCGACUUGAAGGUUAUUUAGUAAUGUUAAGUAAUAAUCAAGGAAAAUAUAAGCACAUAAAAAAUGAUUGGUGGAAAAACUUUGGUUUAUCAUUAGUGCCACAUUAUCAUUGUUUAUCAGAUAAAUUUGAAAUGAAUUACAAAGAUAUUUGUGCACCAAAUAAUAUAUCACUUUUUUACAAAUAUCCACUUGAUAUAUAUUCAAAAACAAUAGACAUUCAUUCACGAACUUUUCUAUCUUCAUUGGGUACAAAUAUCAUAUCAAUAUUUCUGAAAAAAGCAGGUAAUGAAGCAGUAGAUUCAAUUGUAAUUGAAGAACAAAAAUAUAGAUACUCAAUGAAAAAUGUGGUAAAUAGAGAUAAAAUAUUCCAGGAUAUUUCUUUACACUUAAAAGAUCCGGCAUUUCAGUUAACAUUUGCAACAAAAGACAUGAUAAGAAAACUUGAACAAAUAAUUAAUUCCUUAAGAAAUAAUAUUGAUUUCAGUUUUACGUUAGUUAUUAGUAGUUUUUCGAAGAUAUUAACUUUAAAAUCUCAUUUUUACAAAAGCAUAGGUUCAAUUGGAGAACAAAAUUCUCGUUUAAUUUUCAUAAAUACUAUAAAUAAUAAAAGUGAAAUGGGUUAUGGUUAUAAAUUUAUUUUUUUAUCUGACAAUAAAUGUGCAAAAUUGAGAACUGACUAUGAAUUUAAAAAUAAAAUAUUAAUUAAACAAAUUAUAAAAUUUGAAAUGGAAAUAUAUACGGUUUUAAAUAACGUAACUUUUAAACCUAAUUAUAUUGUGUAUAAAAAUGAUAAUAAUCAAUUUUGGAGAAAAUCCACUAACGUUUUAUUCACUGGUAUAUCAAUUCAAGAUGAUGAUUGUAAUGAAAAUUGUAUGGAUAUUAGAUAUUUGGAAAAUUUGGAAAAUAUUAAUAUUUGCCAAAGACGACGGAGGUUAUUAAACAAAUAUAACUACGAAGAAGAAGCGAUAAAUUUCAUUAAGAAAAAUACAAAAUUUUCAGAAGAACAGAUACGGAAUAUGCUUCGAAAAUACACAUUUCCAGAUAAUGCAACUCUAACUCUAUUUGUUAGAGAUUGGCUAAAAACCAAAUCUUUUCAUGAACCCAUUUGGAGUAAGGAAUAUAUAAUAAAUGAUUUUGAUCUCUUGGAAAAAUUAAGAUACGACUUACGUUUUGAGGAGCAUAAUACUAUAUCAGAAUAUGAAGCUGAAUUUAGAAUUAAUUCUCUUUACUCGAAAGCAGACAGACGUCAAAUUGAAAAUGAAGUAUCGUUAGAAAGUAUAGUUAAACAAUACAAUGAACAGAAAGCAAGUUUUGCAGUCACAUUUCAUGAUUACUAUGCAAUUCGAAAUUACGCUACAACAGGAUAUCAAAGAAUAACAAAGGGUACCCAUGAAGCAAAACUGAUGAAAAUGGCUUUAUAUAAAUUAGCAAUAAGACAAUCUGACGAUCCGGUUGACGAAUUUGAUUUAACAUUAUUUAUAGUCGAAUCUAAAUCGGUUGCAUUUCUUAGAACCACACCUCCUAAGAAUUAUAUAACUUUGCAAAAAUUUACAAAAGCUUCUCCUAGUAUGAAUUCUGCUAUAAGAUUUUCUGUCAAUCCAGCAGUUGGAUAUAUAAACAUUGUUUAUGAAAUCAUAUUUUCUGGACCAUAUUUAAGAGUGAAAAUAGAACAAUUUUACAACCAUAAAGAAGAGAAUGUAAUUUUAUUGCCUGGAAGUAAAUUUCGAAUUGAAUAUCAUGAAUUUGAGGAAAUUGAAGGUUUAGGCAAAGUUUUAAAAAUAAAACUUAAAUUUUUACAUUUUUAUGACAAGUGUGAAUGGUAUAAAAAUAUUAUGAAUAUAAUUUCACAAAUCAACUUCUAAACAAUAUAUAAUGAAUUUAAAAUUUUUUUAAAAUAACUUUUUUAACAUUUAAUUCAAAUAAAUAUUUAUUUUUAUAUAAAACAAAACGUUUAGUAUAGUUUAAUUAAUUUUUCAUACGAUGAAAGAAUUUGAUUGAGCUAAAGAAUCUUUUGGUUGUUUCAACUGAAAAUUUGUUUAACUGCAUACCAAUACAUUUAUUUGGUGAAUUUAAACAAUUUUUUUCUGAGUGUAUACUAAUUUUAAAUAUCUAAAAUUGAGUGAAAUAAAAUAAAUAAAAUUUUUAUUAAAUUUGUUUCCUUAUGGUAAAUUAUUAACAUUAUUCAUCUUAAAAUAAUACGAGCCUUCGCUUGAGACAAAAAAAACCAGAAAACGUCUAAUUAUAAUAAGCUGAUCAAAUGGAAAAAUACAAAAUAAUUUUUAUUGUAAUAAAUUUUAA
Molecule: messenger RNA, 3981 nt
Organism: Leptopilina boulardi
Lineage: Eukaryota; Metazoa; Arthropoda; Insecta; Hymenoptera; Figitidae
Exons: 2
Coding region: 183-3545 (1120 amino acids)
Source: RefSeq, a predicted model, not a curated record